Messenger RNA from Entelurus aequoreus (snake pipefish), 1753 nucleotides. It is a transcript of the gene pold3, whose product is annotated as polymerase (DNA-directed), delta 3, accessory subunit. NCBI's taxonomy places the organism in Eukaryota, Metazoa, Chordata, Actinopteri, Syngnathiformes, Syngnathidae. The record is from RefSeq and is a predicted model, not a curated record. Gene Ontology annotation, cellular component: nucleus; delta DNA polymerase complex. The transcript is spliced from 12 exons. Gene Ontology annotation, molecular function: DNA-directed DNA polymerase activity. Gene Ontology annotation, biological process: DNA strand elongation involved in DNA replication; DNA replication; nucleotide-excision repair, DNA gap filling. Bases 81 to 1442 code for a protein of 453 amino acids.
UAGAAAGAACUUUGCCUGGACCGGAAGUAAAUAAAGUGUCUUCCCGCGCUGCUGCAUCCUUUCAAAAAAAAAAGGCACUUAUGCAAUUAUUUAACGACAUGGACGAGCUUUAUCUGGACAACAUCGACGAAUUUGUCAACGACCACAAUAAGAUCGUGACCUACAAAUGGCUCAGUUUAACUCUAGGAGUCCAUGUCAACACAGCAAAACAAAUGCUCUAUCAUUACUUGGACAACAAGAGGAAGGAAAGCUCUGCUCAGCUCCACGCUACGUACUUGGUGUCAGGAAAGUGUGUGGACAAUGGUCAUGCGAGUCACAAGGUGUCUGUGGUGCGUGAGGACCAGCUGGAAGAUUUUAAAUCCAAGAUGAGUUUGAUCGUGAGCGUUCACGUGUACAGUGUCCAAAAAGCUUUGCUAAAAGACAGCGGCCCACUCUAUGCCGUCGACUACGACGCCGUCAAAGACAACCUGCUGAGCUGCAGCAAGUACAGUGCAAUUCGAUGUCCUGACGCCGUGCCCAUGUCCUCGCUGGAGCGGAAGCCCGUGCGAGAAACACAGCAGGAAUCUCCGACAGAGCGUGAGAGCAAAAAGUCUUCCACCAACGGCAACGUGGCUUCCAAAGCGCCCGCCAAACCGGCCAAAGGCAUCAUGGGAAUGUUCGCUAACAAAGGAACCGUGGUUAAGAGCCAAAAUGGUGGCAAAGACGUGAAAUCAGAGCCUCAGGAGGAAGCGGCAGAGGUCAACUUGUCCAAAACCAAAGCAAAGUCCAAUGCCAUGAGCAACUUCUUUGGCAAUCAAAGCACAAAAAAAAAGGACAAAACGGUGAUUAAGAUGGAGAAAGAAGAGGAGGAAGAAGCUCCAGCGCCAUCCCCAGUGGAGCAGCCAAGCUCGAGUUUUCAGCCGGAGGAGCAGCAGCAAGAUGCUGUCACAGUGGAGCCUCCAAAGCACAACAAGAACAUCUCAAGAAGCAAAACCAAGCGACUGGAGAGUUCUGACAGCGAGGAGGAGAAGAUGGACAAGAAGAAGAAGAGAAGACGGAUCAAGAAGCCUGCGCCCGACAGCAGUGAUGAAGACGUCAUUCCAGACUCUCCACAACCAACAGAAGCUAGAGAAACAUCAACGGCUCCCACCAAGGCGCUCAAACCUGUUCCAAAUCCGAGAGAAUCUCAGACAAAGAUACGCAAGCGGAGACGAGUCCUCAAGUCUCGGACCUUCUUGGAUGAGGAAGGCUGCAUCGUGACUGAGAAAGCCUACGAAAGCGAGUCGUACUCUGAAAACGAAGACUCCGCGCCUGCCGCCGCCUCCAAACAAACGACCACAAAUCCAGUCAGAGCAAAAGCGAGCAGCAAAGACGACGAAAGGAAAAAUCAGAAAAAAAGGUCUGCAAACGCCAGCAAAGGAUCUAAACAGGCGUCCAUUAUGGGAUUUUUCCAGAAGAAAUGAUGGACGGAUGAUGAUUGUAAAACACACACAAACUGUUGCAGCUACUUAAUAAACACUGAUGGAAAACAUUCUAAUUUUUACCUUAUUUUAGCAGUAACAAUGACUGUACUUAAAUGACACAACAUACAGAAAUAUAGUAUUCAUUGUCACCCUAAUCCCAACGUGAAAACAAAUGGAUUCCAUUUCUAAAGUCCUUUCUCUGACGUGCAUUUUAAAUGAACGUCAGUGAGUAAAGGGUGGAGGCUGCAUCUGAAGACUCAUGUAAAGAAACCAUAAAAUAACUAAAGAUCACCACACACCUACAAUGCAUU